UCAAUCAGCAAUUCCUACUAUUUUUAACAUCCCAAAUCCUCCUCCACUUCUUGAUUCUAAAAGGAAACCACCAGUUGACAUCAUUCAGUUCCAGCGAAAAAAUUUCAAAAAUAUUAGUCUGAAAUCCUUGUCACUUUUUUGUUAAAUCACUCUUGUUGCAUUCUUAGAAAUGAAAGUUAAACCUCAAAACCUGGUGUUUAACUUUUUAAUCAUAAACUAAGAGACAAAACAAAUUAGGAACUACAAAGCGUGCGGAUUUCAAAUUUGAAGACUGCAAAAAAACAAGAACAAUCAAAAGCUACUUCAAUUCAAUAGUUUUCAUAUUUCCUACGAUUACAGAAAAUGGAGAGCGAACUUCCAACUACAGACGAUAGCUUUGAUUUAAUUGGUAAUUUAUAUAAAAAACUCACUGUGUCUGGAUUAAAAAGUUCGUUUCAUGGGGAUAUUUUUCAGUUAGGUCUUUUAACUCUUUCUGCAAUAAGGGCAAAAAAUUCAGCAAAACGAUUUUACUUAAUAGCAGAAGCGAAAGAGUUCGAAAAGUUUGAUGAUCUGGUUAUUGACUUUGUGGAUCACAUUACUCUAUUGCAAGCAAAACAUUCGGAAAAAACAGACUAUUUUGUUAAAAAUGAUUUUUUAAGUGAAAAAGGUGAUGCUAGUUUAGCUAAAUACUAUGAUUCAUGGUCAGCUAUACGUCAGCUUCCAUUUUUAAAGCUUCCAGAUGGAAAACGUAAGGAUACUAAGUUUAUAUUCUUUUCAAAUAAAAAGCUCAAAAAAAUGGAUAAGUAUAUUGAAGAAAAACAAAUUGAGAAUGACGAGUUUGCAUUUUCCUCUGCGUUUGCUACUCCCAGUUAUAGAAUUAUAAAGGGGAAAAAAAGAAGUGAAUUUAUAGAGGCAAUAAAAAAACAUUCAAAAAUUACAAAUAAAGAAAACCCUAAAGAAAAAAUUACAAACUAUUUUAUUGGUACUAAAAAAAGCGCGGCUGUAAAUAACAAUACAGACAUAGAAGAAUUUUUAGAUCAAUUUAUUAUUAAAACUAAUCAGCCAAAUGUUGAUCAGUUGUUUGAAAUUGUCAAGCAUGAAAUAGGUAGUCAGGUUAACAUUGGUGUUCAAGAAACUUAUACUAGAGUCAUACAGUUUAUGCUUGAAUGGUUUAAAGAUAUGAAGACAUGUGUCUUAACCAGCAAAAACUUUGAAGAUUUAAAUAUUCUACAAAAUGCAGACAUGAGUCGCUUCUUCUUUUAUCAUCUCACCAAAAAAUUUGAAGAAGAAUUUAAUGAUCAUUUGUUAGAUUUUCAAGGAUUUACAAAUGAAAAGUUACUAGAUUUUUUAACAGCUCAAAAUCCACCUGAACAAAAUGUUCAGAUAAUUAUAGGCAGCAAUCUAAGACCAAUAGUUUACAUAACAAUUAAAGAACUAAAAAAUUUAAAGCAGGAUGAAUGGAUUUAUAUUGACUACAAUGAUAAGAUACGUGAUAUUGAAGUAAUAUUUCAAAGUAGUGUAGUAAAGUUUGUAGUAAUAAACACUCAAAAUAUUGAUGUAUUUACUCAACAACAAAUUCAAAAUAUUGGUAAUAUUUUAAAAAACAUUGGAUCUAUGAAAGUCAUUAUCCUAACAAAAACAAAACUUGAUAUUUCUGAAUAUUUAUCAAAAACGUUUCAAGAAAAUUUACUUGAACCACCGUCAGAUGAACAAAUUCAAAUCUUAUAUAACAAAUAUGAAAAUAAAUAUAUAACACUAGCAGGAAAAGAAUAUAAAAUAAAAGAUAUUAUUAAUCAAAGGCUAGGUAGUAUUUACGAAAUAAUGAAGAACAUUCAAUACUUUCCACAAAUAACUGAACAUGCGCAUGAUUACCAAGUUCCUGUUGAAUCAGGAAUGCCGUAUGGUAUUUAUAUAGAAAACGAAAUGAGUUACGGGAAAGGAUAUUACGAUUUGUCUAUUAUUAUGAGAAAAAAAGUUUCCUAUUAUAUUAUAUCAGGUGUGAACUAUAACAAUCUUUUUAAAAGAAUUAAAAAUUUAUUUCAAGAAAAUCCGGAAAAAUUUGCUGAAAUUGAAAAUGUAGAAACUGAUUUUGAAAAGUGGGAAAUAUCAGAUUUUUUUUUAUUAAAAGAUCCAAACCUGGUUUUCUAUCUUGAAUCUUUUGAUCUUAAUUCAGACAAUAAUAAUUGUAGUAAAGUUUAUAUUUUAACAGCCAAACCUGCAAAUUUUAAUAAAACAAAUUAUCUUUUAUUAAAGCCUGUUAAAUCUUCUUCAACAAAAAAAUUUGAAGUAGCUGAAAAUCCAAGCAACGUUUAUCUACCUUUUGCACAAGGUGUAGAUUAUUCAAGUCGUGAAUCGCAAGAGAAGUUUAUUAAAGAUAUAAGUACUGGUGGUCAAUUGUCAAUAUUGUUAGCACCUGCAGGUUACGGAAAAACGUCUUUCUGUAAAAACAUAAUAAAUAAUCAUAAAAAAUAUGAAGAUGCAUCCAACCCAGUUUGGGUUGUAUAUAUACCAUUACCUCUUUUACAAUUUGAUAACCAGUGUCAGCCUAAUUUUGAACCUUUUUUAAAUAUACAUUAUAACUGGGAAAACGAGGCAUUUCAAGCAGAUAAGCAUAUAAAAGGAAUGGUUUUACUUAUUUUGGACAGUUUUGAUGAAGUAAAAGAUGUUAGAAUAAUUGAUAAGAUAAAUGAAUUUAUUCAAAAAAAACUUAAUGAGUUCCAAACUUCGUGUUUAAUUACUACAAGACCAUAUGCAACAAAUAAACUUUUGCUACCAUCCGAAAGAUUGGCAAUCUAUAAAUUAACAAAGUAUACUGAGAAACAACAGAAAGAGUAUAUUAAAAAAUAUGUUACAGCUAUUUUAAAAAAUUUUAAACCAUCAGAAAAUGUUCUAAACGCUUUUGUUAAAGAAGUUGAAUGUUUUUUAACAACUGGACUUAAUAAAAAUUCUUCUAAAAUUCUCGGUAUUCCAUUAGAAAGUUUCCUUACUUGUGAAUUAUUGCAACCACAUAUUUUGAACUAUAUUGUCAAAAAUGAUAACCAAGUACCAGAGAAGUGUCAAAUUAACUUUAAAUAUCUAGAUAUAAGCAAUACUGCUACUCUCUAUCAGGAAUUUAUAAGAUCUAAAUCAAUCUUGUUUUUAGAAAAACACAUAGGUGUAAAUUCUGAGAAAGUUUACGAUAAAAGCAUGACAUUCAAUUUAAUGGGAGCCUAUAAUCAAAUUAUGGAGUUGUAUGCACUUAAGCAAUCAUUUAGUAUUAAGAAUAUUACCAAAUAUACAAAAACAAUUAAUUUUGAAAUACGGACCUUUAAGACGCUCGAAGAUACAGGUUUAUUAAAAGUUGCUAAAGAUAAAGAUGGUAGAAAGCUAUAUUUUAAUCACGAAACUUAUCAGGAAUUUUAUUCUGCACUUGCAAUAAUAAGAGGGCUUUUAAGCGGAAAAGGUCAUUUAUUCAAACUAGUUAAAAAGAUAGUUGUUAAAAACUGCUAUAACCCGAAAUUUCAAUUUAUUUUUACAAUAAUUGCUCAGUUUAGUUUUGUAGGUGGUCCAAUGAUUCCAGGAUAUGAAAAAAAAAAUAAUUUGUUUUCAUAUUGGGAUGUGUUCGGAAAAAACUUUGAUGUACUUGGUGCAGGCGCUGUAAGAGUAUUUAGUUGUUUUUUUGAAGAGUUUAUAGAAGAAAAAAUUGAACAAAACGAAAUUAAAAAACAACUUCAAAAACAGUUUAAAUAUUUUCAAAAUAACACAAAAGAAAGUAAAUGGGCAAAGUAUAUUAAGUAUGCACUCAGCGUAAGUCAACCUAAAAAUUAUUUAAAAGUUAAUAAAGACGAUGACGAUGGAAAUGAGUUGCCUAUUGUAAACUACAUAAAUGAUGAUUCCGUUGACAAAAAAAAUCUCAAUCAAAUAUUUAACUCAAUUUCUCAAGAGUUUAGAUAUAAAAAAAAAAACAAUUUAUUAGUUAAAAAAGACAUAUAUUUGUUGGAAAAAGAAACUAAAAUGCAUUCUGGCAAAUAUGAUUAUUGGGCACUUGAUGAAGGAAUUGAAGCAAUAGGUUAUACCGGGAAGCUGUUUAGCAAACCAUUAGCAGAUUUUUUAAUAGAAAGAUCAAAAUUUUGGAAUAAUAAUAGAAAAGCUGCAGUGUUGGCAUUAAGAGAAAUAUAUAAAAGUUUAACGGAUAAAGAUGAUAUUGCCAAAAAAAACUGUUUUUAUGUUUUGCAAACAAUAAAUUUAUCUGCUGAAUACAAUAAUGCGAUGCAAAGUUUGUUGCAACAGGUUAACCAAGAGUUCAUUCGUUAUCUAAUAAUGGGUUUGAGCUCAGAAUGGCAAGUUUUAAUCAACGAUAAUUUUAUGAAAGAAAAUCCUUUGAUAAAAUACAAUAAGCUUCAAACAAUAAAAAAUAUACUAUUUGUUGCUGAAAAACUUCUGUAUGCGGUAAUUGUUAGAGACAACCAUUUGUUCCUUGUUAAGGAAAAAGAAAUCGAAAUUAAAUUUGGAAAAGGAUAUCUAAACAAAUGUUUUGCUAACGAAGUAUUUGAGUUUAUUAAAAAAAUAAACUCAUUUGAAGAAUAUUCGCCGGGUUGUUGGAUUGACUCUUUUGUGUUAAAAAAGUUUGAUGAAAGUUUAGUGAGCUUCAAACAAAAAAUUGAAAACUUAAACUUAAAAAAUGAUGAUGAGUUUAUCAAUUUACUUAACAAACAAGGUCAUUACAAAUCGUAUACAUGCACGUUAUACGCGCACCUUUUUGUCAAUAAAUUGUUAAACAAACACCAUGUAGAAGGUCUUGUUAGACUUUGGGAAAAUUCUGACAGUUCACAUUCAUCAAAUUGGGUAGAAAGUGCGGGAAUUAUAUCUAUUGGCUAUACAGGGCAAUAUUUUAAUAUGCAGUUAGCAACUUACUUAUGUGAAGUCGAAGAUUCGUAUAAAAAUAUUAAUCAGGCACGAGCAGCACUAAAACAAAUUUUUUUAACUCUUACUUCUGAUGAUAUAGAUCACAAUAAGGCGUACCACGAAGCAGUUAAGGCUUUUAACUACUGCGCCAAAAAGUUUUGUUUUAAAGAAAUACAACUAAUACAACAAUCUUUUGGCAAAAGAAAGUUAACGGACAUUUAAAAAAAAAUUUAAUUUAAUGCUAAAACCACACUAGAUAAUUGUAUGAUAUUUUCAUGUAAACUUUAAAACUUAAGUUUGACAUAAAUACUCGUUAUAUAAAAAACGUGACAAUUACUUAUUACGCCAUUAAGACUAUAAAUAAUAAAAUGCAUGCUGAUUUUCAUUAAAC
Molecule: messenger RNA, 5254 nt
Organism: Hydra vulgaris (swiftwater hydra)
Lineage: Eukaryota; Metazoa; Cnidaria; Hydrozoa; Anthoathecata; Hydridae
Source: RefSeq, a predicted model, not a curated record